CAAACUUAUAUCACACCGGCUUUCUGGCAAACAACAAAAAGGCUUUAAAAGAACAUUUCGACCUCAACAGGUGUAUUAACUCGAGGAUAAGAAAAGGCUGAUUGAAUCAGAAUUUGACCAUUCUCAUUCGGCAUUCGUGAAGAUGGGUCACGUAUGCCUACUGCUGGGUUGUGUUAUUGUCUUAUCUCUACCAGGCACCCAUGCUCUAUCUUCGUCGGAACAAACACUUCAGAAAGUUUUUGCCGAUCUGAUAAUACGGUUGAAGAAAUGGAUUCAUGACAAUGAAGAUGAACUAAAAGAAGGUAUGAGUGCGAUCCGGAAACACUUGUCGUUGUGGGGAAAGGGCCUGGGUCCGCCACGUCAAAAAUGGCAGCCGGAGAAAACCACCAACAACAUCCGGCCCAAGCCAAUCAGAAGGCCGAGUCCAACUAACAGACCACGUCCAACUAACAGACCACGCCCACUUCCUAAGUUCCCGUCCAAUCGGCCACAGAUUCCACGCUGGAACCGGAAGUCGCCUCGCCUUAUCAAGAGCCCGUAUGAUCCCGAAUAUUUCCGAAAACACCGGCGGUUUGGUCGGUCAGCUUCGUCGUCUGAGACAUUUCAACGCCAUCAGCUCAUCUCAGAGUGUCUAGAUAUUUUGUCACAGUUGUUCUCUCUCACGAAAUCCGCUCGGCGGUCACCGGGGAUAUCUGAUAAGCGCAUGGACGACUUUUUAGAGGACAAAAAACGUGAAUACGACCACAUGACGACCGAAGAGUUAAAAUUUCUGCUCAAACAGCUCCACGAAACGCAGCAGAAGGCCGAGGUGAGCAAAACAGGGGAGAUAACUGUCAACGGCAAACCCGUGAACAUUGACAACAUCGACCUAUGCUGUCCCUUCGGCUGAGUUGCUUUACUCUGCUGCAAAAGAUACUAAAAGAUGUGUGAAACCACUCAAAUACUGCUGACAUUUGAGGCAUAUGUGAGACAUGUAAGAUUCUUAGGACAUGUUUGACAUUUGUUUGUUUUCGGGGAAAACACAAAGGACUGGUGAAAAUCGAGACAUCAACUCAUACCGUUCGACAUACAUUGUCAACCAUGUUUAUUUUCGUGACACAAGGAUCAAAUCUGACAAUCAAGCCAUAAACAUAUACAUGUAUAAAGGACUAGAGCUUAACAUAAAUCAUUAAUCAAGGACAUACAAUUGGUGCAUAGCCUGUGCAUGAGUUUGGUGUAGGACCUGUGUUUGCUCCUUGAGAAACAAGAUAAAAGAUUUUGGACCCUAAAGUGACAUCUAGGACACAUAAGCCAUUUUGAGACGCGAGAUUAUCAUGCACGUGGGUUAUUUGAGACAUAAAAAUAUGUCUUAUGACACAAGCCAUAGUUGAAACACACACAUGUAAUAUAUUUGAGACAUGGGCAGCAUUUGGAACCAGUGUGGCAUUCGCUUCAUACAGCUAGUUUGUGUCAUCCGCAGGUUAGUAUCGCUUUGGUUCCUUUCCUUUUCUAGCACAUUUCUCGACUUUUCAUCCCUUUAUUUAUUACCGAAACUUCCUAAACCAAAAGAUCUUACCAAACUCUGAGAGAAUAAUGUUUAACCUAUUCUGGCUGAAGAGAAAUAUACAUCGGAAGUUUGUGCUGAUUAAAAUGGUUUCCAGGCACUGUAUCCCAUGACGUUGGAGCAUUGCCCGGUGACAUUUGGAAUGGAAAUGGAUGGAGUUUGUGGUAUCUUCAGUGCACGGGUGGACUGAAAACGUCAAGAUUGUCUCCAUGUCACAACUUGGAAGGAUUGGAAAGUCGAUUUGAGUAAAUUUUAAAUCUAGUAGAUGACAGAUCGAGUAGUGGCACUUCCUACAUAUCCGACCUAAGCAUCUACAGCUCUGGAGGAACGCCAGGAUGUACACUGAUUGUCCAGUCAAGUUCUUAUUUUUUUCGUUUUUUUUUUGUUUUUUUGUCGGAAGUUAAACGGCCUUUCUCACUCAGUUCUGAAUUGAAGAUGCGACUCUAACUGGUACCCAGGUUUGACGUUUCGGACGAGUCGGCAGAACAUGUAGUUUUCACGUCCGACCUGGUUGGCGCCAUGUCAGUAUAGACCGAGAGCGACUGUUUGUCUUUGGCAUGGCGAGUUUUGUGUGUUUAAGGACAAUGGAAAAAAUCUAAACUGAUAUAACUAUAAAGUUGUACCAAAAAUACUGUUACAGUGUUUUUAUAAACACGGUAAACUGACAAAUAUUCAGAUUUCUUUUAAUUCAAUAAAUGUUUGUAUAUAUACAUAUAUAUUCAACAAAAUUAAAAAAUGUUAACUCAGUGUCACAAUGGACAAAUUGUGGACAUAUAACUAUGAUAGUAGAUGUCUGUCAUGCUGCUAUCACCAUGGUGACAUCCCGGAACAAUAUACAUGGUAUAUCAUAGCAUCAGUUUAUGGAGAAAACGAAAGUACAUAACGAGCCAGCUGUUCCAAACACAAUGUGCAUCUUUUGUAUUGUUACUCGGGUGAUAAAAGCACGAUAGACAUUAAUCCAAGAUUGCCCUGACGUUAGGUUUGGCAAAAUGUUUGUUCGACCAAAGAUGGCACCAAUACAAAACAUGCGCAUUGUGUUUGGAACAGCUGGUUUGUUGUGUACUUUGGGUUUCUCCAUAAACUGAUGUUAUAAAAUACCCUGUAUCCUGUUUCAGAUAAACAUAUAUUUUCAACUUUAUGCAGGCAAUAUCCCCAUCGUGAGAUUCCAUUAACCAAGUGUCGAGUUUUUAAUUUUCUUGAGUAUGUCGGUCUAUACUUCAUAUGUAAAAGGCCACCCCAAAAGGUCAAUUUGGGUACAGAGAUUAUUUGUGUAAAAGUCUUUUUGUGUUAUACAAAAAGGGAUAAUUGGGUGUGAGAUGGACGAUGUGUUUGAAUAAACCAUUAUAAAUGUACUUAAGUCACAACACCCUAAAGAACCAUAUUGCCUGUAGACCAAGCAAAAACAUUGCUUUCUCAUCCAGUUCGGUUUAAUCGAUAUCUCGAUGAAGUUCAUUAAUUCUUUAACGUCUGUUGAUUGAAUGGUACCAUCUUUUGUACACCUUUUGUACUGGACUAAAUACUGUGCUAAUAAC
Liolophura sinensis is the source of this 3075-nucleotide messenger RNA. RefSeq lists its product as uncharacterized. The record is from RefSeq and is a predicted model, not a curated record. Lineage: Eukaryota; Metazoa; Mollusca; Polyplacophora; Chitonida; Chitonidae. The transcript is spliced from 3 exons. The coding region runs from base 143 to 889 and encodes 248 amino acids.